Poecile atricapillus (Black-capped chickadee) is the source of this 4453-nucleotide messenger RNA. RefSeq names its product liprin-alpha-2-like. Gene Ontology annotation, cellular component: presynaptic active zone. The coding region runs from base 214 to 3978 and encodes 1254 amino acids. Lineage: Eukaryota; Metazoa; Chordata; Aves; Passeriformes; Paridae. Gene Ontology annotation, molecular function: protein binding. The transcript is spliced from 31 exons. The record is from RefSeq and is a predicted model, not a curated record. Gene Ontology annotation, biological process: synapse organization.
GUGACCGAAGAAAAUGUUGAGGUGCCAAGCAGCGAGACUUGCCGGAGGACGGGUGCGGGGGCUCGGGGUUCCUCGGAGCAACGCCUGUGUCACCAUUGCUAGGAAGAUGGUCCAGGAGCGCUCGGCUGUGUGAGUCCCCGCUCGAAGCCGGUGGAGACUGCGGUUGUUAUUGAUCAAGUGAAAUAGCAGACGCCGAAAUAAAAGAUACUAGAAAUGAUGUGUGAAGUGAUGCCAACGAUAAAUGAGGACACCCCGAUGAGUCAACGGGGGUCCCAAAGCAGUGGCUCGGACUCGGAUUCUCAUUUUGAGCAGCUGAUGGUGAACAUGCUGGAUGAAAGGGAUCGUCUCCUUGAUACCCUUCGGGAGACACAGGAAAGCUUGUCACUUGCACAGCAACGCCUACAGGAUGUCAUCUACGACAGAGAUUCCCUCCAGCGACAGCUGAACUCAGCACUGCCUCAGAUGACGGUUGCUGCUGGUACGAGCAUUGAGAAUAACAUUCAAAGGACCAUAUCCUGCCCUAAUGAAUUUGCUGCACUGACAAAAGAAUUAAAUGCAUGCAGGGAACAGCUGCUUGAAAAAGAGGAAGAGAUUUCAGAACUAAAAGCUGAAAGAAACAACACAAGACUGUUACUGGAGCAUUUGGAGUGCCUUGUCUCAAGACACGAAAGGUCCCUGAGGAUGACAGUGGUGAAACGGCAAGCACAGUCUCCCUCAGGGGUUUCCAGUGAAGUUGAGGUCCUCAAAGCUCUGAAAUCUCUGUUUGAGCACCACAAGGCUUUGGAUGAAAAGGUAAGGGAACGACUGAGGGUUUCUUUAGAAAGAGUCUCUGCACUGGAAGAAGAACUAGCUGCUGCUAACCAGGAGAUUGUAGCUUUGCGUGAACAAAAUGCACACAUUCAAAGGAAAAUGGCAGCUGGGGAAGGGUCUGCUGAAUCAGAGCAUAUUGAAGGAAUGGAGCCAGGGCAAAAGGUUCAUGAAAAGCGCCUAUCAAAUGGCUCAAUAGACUCAAAUGAUGAAGCCAGUCAAGUUGUUGAACUUCAGGAGCUAUUGGAAAAGCAAAACUAUGAAAUGGCACAGAUGAAGGAGCGUUUGGCUGCACUGUCUUCUCGGGUGGGAGAGGUAGAGCAGGAAGCAGAGACUACGAGAAAGGAGCUCAUUAAAACAGAGGAAAUGAACAGUAAAUAUCAGAGAGACAUUAGAGAGGCAAUGGCACAAAAGGAAGAUAUGGAGGAAAGAAUUACUACGCUGGAGAAGCGCUACCUCAGUGCUCAGAGAGAAUCCACCUCCAUCCACGACAUGAAUGAUAAGCUAGAAAAUGAACUGGCAAACAAGGAAGCCAUCCUGCGUCAGUUGGAAGACAAAAACAGACAGCUGCAAGAGCGCCUUGAGCUGGCUGAGCAGAAGCUGCAGCAGACGAUGAGGAAAGCUGAAACCCUACCUGAAGUGGAGGCUGAACUGGCUCAGAGAAUUGCAGCUUUGACUAAGGCAGAAGAAAGGCAUGGAAACAUUGAGGAACGUAUGAGACACUUAGAAGCUCAACUUGAAGAGAAGAAUCAGGAACUUCAAAGAGCAAGGCAAAGAGAAAAAAUGAAUGAGGAGCACAACAAAAGAUUAUCGGAUACUGUAGACAGACUUUUGACAGAAUCCAAUGAGCGUCUGCAACUACACUUAAAAGAGAGAAUGGCAGCACUCGAAGAAAAGAAUGUUUUGAUUCAAGAAUCUGAAAGUUUCAGGAAAAAUCUAGAAGAGUCCUUACAUGAUAAGGAAAGGCUUGCUGAAGAAAUUGAGAAGCUGCGGUCUGAACUGGAUCAAAUGAAACUGAGGGCUGGUUCUUUAAUUGAACCCACCUUGUCAAGACCUCAUCUGGACACAUCAACAGAGCUGAGGUACUCAGUGGGCUCACUAGUUGAUAGUCAGUCUGACUAUCGGUCAACUAAAGUGAUAAGGCGACCUAGAAGAGGCCGGAUGGGAGUACGCAGAGAUGAACCAAAGGUAAAAUCACUUGGUGAUCAUGAGUGGAAUAGGACGCAGCAGAUGGGUGUUCUGAGCAGUCAUCCGUUUGAGAGCGACACGGAGAUGUCAGACAUCGAUGAUGAUGAUAGAGAAACACUGUUCAGCUCCAUGGACCUGCUGUCACCAAGCGGCCAUUCCGAUGCCCAGACUCUGGCCAUGAUGCUUCAGGAGCAGCUAGAUGCAAUCAAUAAAGAAAUCAGGCUAAUCCAAGAAGAGAAAGAGUCGACAGAAUUGCGUGCUGAAGAGAUAGAGAACAGAGUGGCUAGUGUGAGUCUGGAAGGCUUAAAUCUAGCCAGAGUCCACCAAGGUACCUCCAUUACUGGCUCAGUGACAGCAUCAUCACUUGCAAGCUCAUCUCCUCCCAGUGGACACUCGACUCCCAAACUCACCCCUCGCAGUCCAGCCAGGGAGAUGGACAGAAUGGGGGUUAUGACGCUGCCAAGCGACCUAAGGAAGCAUCGGAGAAAGAUUGCAGUAGUUGAAGAAGAUGGGCGUGAAGAUAAAGCCACAAUCAAAUGUGAAACUUCUCCUCCUCCAACACCCAGAGCUAUCAGGAUGACUCAUACCCUUCCUUCUUCAUACCACAAUGAUGCCAGAAGUAGUUUGCCUGCUUCACUGGAGCCAGAAAGCAUUGGUCUUGGCAGUGUCAGCAGCAGUCAGGACUCCCUGCACAAAGCUCCCAAAAAGAAAGGAAUCAAGUCUUCAAUAGGACGAUUGUUUGGUAAAAAAGAGAAGGCUCGACUUGGACAGCUCAGAGGUUACAUGGAAACGGAGGCAGCAGCUCAGGAAUCUCUGGGAUUAGGCAAACUCGGAACACAAGCAGAAAAGGACAGAAGACUAAAGAAAAAACAUGAACUUCUGGAAGAGGCUCGGAGAAAAGGUUUGCCUUUUGCACAGUGGGAUGGACCAACCGUGGUUGCCUGGCUGGAGCUCUGGCUAGGGAUGCCAGCCUGGUAUGUCGCUGCCUGCCGUGCCAACGUGAAGAGUGGAGCUAUCAUGUCUGCCUUGUCUGAUACUGAGAUUCAAAGAGAAAUUGGAAUCAGCAAUCCCCUUCAUCGCCUAAAACUCCGGCUAGCAAUCCAGGAGAUGGUAUCGCUGACAAGUCCAUCAGCACCUCCAACGUCCAGAACACCCUCAGGCAAUGUUUGGGUGACCCAUGAAGAAAUGGAAAAUCUUGCUGCUCCAGCUAAAACGAAAGAGUCUGAAGAAGGCAGUUGGGCUCAGACCCUGGCUUAUGGUGAUAUGAACCAUGAAUGGAUAGGUAAUGAAUGGCUCCCCAGUCUGGGCUUACCUCAGUACCGAAGUUAUUUUAUGGAAUGCCUGGUAGAUGCGAGGAUGUUAGACCACCUGACAAAGAAAGAUCUGCGUGUGCACCUAAAAAUGGUGGAUAGUUUUCAUCGAACAAGCUUGCAAUAUGGAAUCAUGUGUUUAAAGAGGUUGAAUUAUGAUAGAAAAGAACUGGAAAAGCGAAGAGAAAUGAGUCAGCAUGAAAUAAAAGAUGUGCUGGUAUGGAGCAAUGAUCGAGUCAUACGCUGGAUACAAGCCAUUGGCCUCCGAGAAUAUGCAAAUAAUAUUCUAGAAAGUGGUGUACAUGGCUCACUUAUAGCACUGGAUGAAAACUUUGACUACAGCAGUUUAGCUUUAUUAUUACAGAUUCCAACACAAAACACACAGGCACGGCAGAUCCUUGAGAGAGAAUACAACAACCUUUUAGCACUAGGAACUGAAAGACGACUUGAGGAAAGCGAUGACAAGAACUUCAGGCGUGGCCCCUCCUGGCGACGGCAGUUCCCUCCACGCGAGGUUCACGGGAUCAGCAUGAUGCCAGGCGCCUCCGAAACGCUACCAGCCGGGUUCCGGCUCACCACCACAUCAGGGCAGUCGCGGAAAAUGCCCAGUGACGUUGCUUCAUCACGACUGCAGAGGUUAGACAGCUCAACAGUUCGCACAUACUCAUGCUGACAAGGCCUAGCAAAGAAGCCAGCACUGAAUUGUUGUGAGUAUUCUGUAGGGGCCAUCAUGAAAGCUCUUUGUAACUGUACACUACCCCACAUUAUCCAAGCACAAACCAGCAGGGAGCAGAGCACGUAACUAAGGAUUUGCUAGGCUGGUCACUGGGUCAUGACAACAGUCUUAAGCUCAGUCCGAAGGAUGCUACCAACCGUGUUUUGGGGAGAAGGCACAGGGAAUGAACCUACUUCAUAAGAACUUGAAAGAGAUCUGCUAGGAGCUGGAAUGGGGAGCAAUGCUAGCAAAGAAGACGAGAUUUACUUUUUUUUUUUUUAAAUCUAAUUAAAGCUAUGUCUCAAUUUGGAACAUCAGAUAGCUGCAUAAAGUUAGAACAAGACUUACCCAUACAGAAAAUCUUGAAAAUUUAUCUAUUACAGAGGUUCCUGCACUUCUCAAAUCAUUCAGAAUUGACAAAGAAAGGAUAAUC